AAAAAAAAAAAAAAAAGUCACUCCCAGGGGCCUUAUAUCUGCAAGUCCUCAAGAAAUACAUGACGAUACUGGCAGGUAAGGUUAGCUAAACUAAGUGCCAUGGUGGGGAACACUCUGGACAUUAAUCACACUAUUUCUCACCAACCUUGAUGUGUUCACCUAGCCCAAGCCAUCAUCAUCUCUUUCUGAACCGUGUCUCCCAGCUUCCUAAUUUGGUCCAUUCCCCACAUACACGGAACAGCCCGAGCCCAGCCCAGGAGGUUCAUUUCAUACACACCAUCAAAACUAGGGGUUAUUUUUCCAGGACACCUGGGCCAUUCUUGAAGAAAUUCAGGACAUUUCCUGCAAAUAAUGUCAAAUGCAAACACCUGCCACAAGAAGACUGAAAGGGAAGAAGGGGUCGGCCUUUGAGUGACAGUGACGCAAGAUGACAGCCACCAUGGGCUCGGACAAUUAUGAAAACCAAAUAUACAGCCUUAAAAUAAAAUGUGGACCUAAAUACCCAGAAGCACCCUCCUUUGUAAGAUUUGUAACAAAAAUUAAUAUGAACGGAUCUAAUAGUUCUAAUGAAGUGGUGGACCCAAGAGCCGUUGCAGUGCUAGCAAAAUGGCAGAAUUCAUAUAGCAUCAAAGCUGUCCUGCAAGAGCUUCGGCACCUAAUGAUGUCUAAAGAAAAUAUGAAACUCCCUCAGCCACCUGAAGGACAGUGUUACAGCAAUUAAUCAAAAAGAAAAACCACAGGCCUUCCCCUGCCCCCCAUUUGAUUUAACCAGUCUUCAUUUUCCACAGUAAUAAAUUUUCCAGAUACGUCUUGUAGACCUCAAAGUACUAGAAAGAAAGCUCCCAUUCAAAGGCAGUUUAUCUUAAGAUACUGUAAAUGAUACUAAUUUUUUUUGUCCAUUUGAAAUAUAUAAGUUGUGCUAUUACAAAAGAAGAAGACGACUAAAAGGGACCCAAGGAAAUGCCACAGUGUGAGACUGGGGGGCAAAGAAAUCAUAAACGCUAUGCUACAUGCAGUGCCUGACCACCAGUCAAGGCUGAAAAAAAUCCUCUCUCUCAGAUCACAGAUAAGGUAAGGGUGUUAUUUCAUCACAUACUAGGGUCCCCUCUGUUGCUUUUACUUUCCUCGAACACAAAAGACGCUGUCUGUGCAUCAGCAAAUUCUCAAAUCUCCACAACUACCCUCGGACAAUUCCACCAAUGGGAACAUCAAUCACCCAACCCAUCAUUCCAGGUACACUUAAAAG
This is a messenger RNA of Dama dama (fallow deer), 1246 nucleotides long. RefSeq names its product ubiquitin-conjugating enzyme E2 variant 1-like. The record is from RefSeq and is a predicted model, not a curated record. The transcript has a single exon. Bases 428 to 721 code for a protein of 97 amino acids. NCBI's taxonomy places the organism in Eukaryota, Metazoa, Chordata, Mammalia, Artiodactyla, Cervidae.